Molecule: messenger RNA, 855 nt
Organism: Adineta ricciae
Lineage: Eukaryota; Metazoa; Rotifera; Eurotatoria; Adinetida; Adinetidae
Source: the annotation of a GenBank genome assembly
AUGGCGCACACAGUAUUCAAACGAUCACUUAAUUUCUUACUAACGCUGUUUUUCAUAUCAAUUUGUACCAAUGCCCAUCAUACAUUUGUUGUCUACUGGAAUCGUACGUCAUUUAAGCCAUAUCAAGACGGUUCAUUGAUCUUUGAAGUACAUUUGGGCGAUGUAAUGGAUCUUAUAUGUCCAUUUUAUGACGAACAAGAAUCCUAUUUGUUAAAUGAACUCGAACAAUACGAUAUUUACCAUGUAACAAAAAAUGAAUUCGAUAUGUGUAAUAUAGACCAAUUAAAUAUCAAUCCAACCACUCGGAUUCUAAUUGCGUGUAAUAGUCCUUAUGAAGUGAUGAAAUAUACACUUAACUUUCGUUCGUAUCUGCCCAUACCGAAUGGAUUGGAGUUUCAUUCAAAUCAAACGUAUUACUUUCUUUCAACAACAUCAAUACUAUCAUUGAAUCAACCAUGUUACAAGUUAAAAAUCAAUGUACAUGAGUACCAACGAAUUUCAUCAUCGUCAACUGCAAUACCAUCUCUCGAUGAACAGGAACGUAAUUUUCCGAUAAUUUCUCAUAAAUCCAAUAAUCAAAUAACUUCGUCAGCAGAUAAAACAAUCGAGUACAAUGAACAUCAUCCUUUAUUCUCAAAAAUAGUCAAAGCCCAGCGCCACAGUGAUCCUUAUUCGAUAAAAUGGAUCACCGACGUACCAUCACGUUUCAACGAUUUUCAUGAAUCCUACAGAACAGCAAAUAGCGUGUCUUCAUCAAAACCGAACACACUUAGUCUCGCACUGAGUGCUUCAUCAACUACAAGUCUAUCGAUACCGUUUGUCAACUUAAUACUUCUAAUACUUUGUCAAUUAUAA